This is a messenger RNA of Fulvia fulva, 1128 nucleotides long. RefSeq lists its product as uncharacterized. Bases 1 to 1128 code for a protein of 375 amino acids. Lineage: Eukaryota; Fungi; Ascomycota; Dothideomycetes; Mycosphaerellales; Mycosphaerellaceae. The record is from RefSeq and is a predicted model, not a curated record. The transcript has 3 exons.
AUGAAUUCUGCACACUUUCUUGGAUCGUUUGAGAUGAAGACUACUGGAGUUGUGACAUUGCUCGCCGCAGCAGCGCGUGCUCAUGCAGCAUACGCACCAAAGGUUGAGGUCGAGACGAGAUCACUAGACGAGAUCUAUGCUGCAGCUCAGCAAGAAGAGGGUCCGCUGCAGGUGUUUUGGGGUGGUGAUGCUGGCCCACAAGGCGAUGAAGUCCGCACAGCGUGGGCUCAGCGGUUCCCGAAUGUCAAACUCAACCUGACAGUCGACCUGAGCAAGUAUCACGACAACCGCAUCGAUCGAGGACAUCUUGAGGGUCUCCAGGUUGCCGACAUUGCGAACUUGCAGACUCUCCAGGACUUCCGAAGAUGGAAGGCCGAGGGAAAGUUGUUGAGUUACAAGCCUGCGACAUUUGAGGAUCUGCUCGAGGGCGAGAAGGAUGCGGACGGAGCUUACCUACCCACCGGGAUCAGCACUUUCGGCAACAUAGUCUACGACACGACAAAGCUGAACGCCAGCUCAAUCCCAACCUCCUUCGCCUCCUUCCCAGAACCCCAAUGGCGCGGCAAACUCAUCCUUACCUACCCCAACGACGACGACGCAGUCGACUACCUCUUCUCCCUCAUCGUCUCCCGCUACGGCUACCAAUGGCUCUACGACCUCGCCAAAAACGACGUCCAAUGGGUCCGCGGAACAGGAACCCCAGGCCUCCAACUCACCGACCUCCACAAUUCCUCCUCGACUCGCGCCAUCUCGUUCACGACAUACGGAUCGGCCUCAUUCCUCGCGACAAAGUCUCCAGAGGCGCCGGAGCAGUACAUGUCCUGGGCGCAGACGGGUGCGAUCUUGAAGGGGACGAGCAGGCCGGAGAGUGCGAAGUUGUUCUUGGGCUGGUUGGUUAGUGAGGAGCGGCAGGGUCAGGGCAGCGAGACGGGGGCGACAACGUUGAGUAAUCUGAACGUGGCUAAUGGUGUGGAUGUCUAUGGGAGCAAUGCUACGCAGAUCUCGGGUUUCAGGGUCUUCGAGCAGGAUCGAAGUGGCGUGGAGUGGUCGAAGAAUCUGUUUGAGGAGGUGCUGGGUACGCCGCAGGGAAAGGGACCACUAGAGGUGUAUCCUAAUCCUGCUUCUUGA